Lepus europaeus (European hare) is the source of this 1995-nucleotide messenger RNA. RefSeq names its product cyclic nucleotide gated channel subunit alpha 2 (gene CNGA2). The transcript has 6 exons. NCBI's taxonomy places the organism in Eukaryota, Metazoa, Chordata, Mammalia, Lagomorpha, Leporidae. Gene Ontology annotation, molecular function: protein-containing complex binding; cGMP binding; intracellularly cAMP-activated cation channel activity. Gene Ontology annotation, biological process: monoatomic cation transmembrane transport. The coding region runs from base 1 to 1995 and encodes 664 amino acids. Gene Ontology annotation, cellular component: plasma membrane; intracellular cyclic nucleotide activated cation channel complex. The record is from RefSeq and is a predicted model, not a curated record.
AUGACUGAAAAAUCCAAUGGUGUGAAGAGUUCCCCAGCUAAUAAUCACAACCAUCAUGUACCCACUACCAUCAAAGCCAACGGCAAAGAUGAAAGCAGGACCAGAAGCAGGCCACAGUCUGCAGCUGAUGAUGACACCUCCUCAGAACUACAGAGGCUGGCAGAGAUGGAUGCCCCACAGCAGCGAAGGGGUGGCUUCCGCAGGAUCGUCCGCCUGGUGGGGGUCAUCAGACAGUGGGCGAACAGGAACUUCCGAGAGGAGGAGCCCAGGCCUGACUCGUUCCUUGAGCGAUUCCGUGGACCAGAGCUCCAGACUGUGAUGACACAGCAGGGAGAUGGCAAAGGCGACAAGGACGGCGACGGCAAGGGCACCAAGAAAAAAUUUGAACUAUUUGUAUUGGACCCAGCUGGGGACUGGUACUACCGCUGGCUGUUCGUCAUUGCCAUGCCUGUGCUAUACAACUGGUGUCUGCUGGUGGCCAGAGCCUGUUUCAGUGACCUGCAGAGAGGCUACUUCCUGGUGUGGCUGGUGCUGGACUACUUCUCAGAUGUGGUCUACAUUGUGGAUCUUUUCAUCCGAUUGCGCACAGGUUUCUUGGAGCAGGGGCUGCUAGUGAAAGAUCCCAAGAAAUUGCGAGACAACUACAUCCACACCCUACAGUUCAAGCUAGAUGUGGCUUCCAUCAUUCCCACAGACCUUAUCUAUUUUGCUGUGGGAAUCCACAACCCCGAGCUGCGCUUCAAUCGUCUGCUACAUUUUGCCCGCAUGUUUGAGUUCUUUGAUCGCACUGAAACACGCACCAGUUACCCCAACAUCUUCCGCAUCAGCAACCUAGUCCUCUACAUUUUGGUCAUCAUCCACUGGAAUGCCUGCAUCUACUAUGCAAUCUCCAAGUCCAUUGGCUUUGGGGUUGAUACCUGGGUUUACCCCAAUAUCACUGACCCUGAAUAUGGAUACCUAGCUAGGGAGUAUAUCUAUUGCCUUUACUGGUCCACACUGACCCUCACCACCAUUGGGGAGACACCACCCCCUGUAAAAGAUGAGGAGUACUUAUUUGUCAUCUUUGACUUCCUGAUUGGUGUCCUCAUCUUUGCCACCAUCGUGGGAAAUGUGGGCUCCAUGAUUUCCAAUAUGAAUGCCACCAGAGCAGAAUUCCAGGCCAAAAUUGACGCUGUCAAGCACUACAUGCAGUUCCGCAAAGUCAGCAAGGAAAUGGAAGCCAAGGUCAUUAAGUGGUUUGACUACCUGUGGACCAAUAAGAAAACUGUAGAUGAGCGGGAAGUCCUCAAGAAUCUACCAGCCAAGCUCAGGGCUGAGAUAGCUAUCAAUGUUCACCUGUCCACACUCAAGAAAGUACGCAUCUUCCAGGACUGUGAGGCUGGCCUGCUGGUGGAGCUGGUGCUGAAGCUCCGUCCUCAGGUCUUCAGCCCAGGGGAUUACAUUUGCCGCAAGGGGGACAUUGGCAAGGAGAUGUACAUAAUCAAGGAAGGCAAGUUGGCAGUGGUGGCUGAUGAUGGUGUGACUCAGUAUGCCCUGCUCUCGGCUGGGAGUUGCUUUGGCGAGAUCAGCAUCCUUAACAUUAAAGGCAGCAAAAUGGGCAAUCGACGCACAGCCAAUAUUCGGAGUCUGGGCUACUCAGAUCUCUUCUGCUUGUCCAAGGAUGACCUCAUGGAAGCUGUGACUGAGUAUCCUGACGCCAAGAAGGUCUUGGAGGAGAGGGGUCGGGAGAUCUUAAUGAAGGAGGGGCUGCUGGAUGAGAAUGAGGUGGCAGCCAGCAUGGAGGUAGAUGUGCAAGAGAAGCUAAAGCAGCUGGAGACCAACAUGGAGACCUUGUACACUCGCUUUGGACGCCUGCUGGCAGAGUACACGGGGGCCCAGCAGAAACUCAAGCAGCGCAUCACGGUUCUGGAAGUCAAGAUGAAACAGAACACUGAGGAUGAUUAUUUGUCAGAUGGAAUGAAUAGUCCUGAGCCAGCUGCUGCUGAGCAGCCAUAA